AUGACUACGUUGCGGGAGUACCAGAUGCAGGAGAGGCAGCUUCGUAGCACGCUGGAGAUGACGAAGAAGUUCGUUGAUGGCUUCAAGGAUGGCGAAGACGAAGCCCAGAUCGACGUGCGGUUGAACAUGCUGGAUGAUGGCGAAGAGAAAACACCAGAUGUAGAGGAGCAUACUAAGGCGAUAUGGGAGUUCGAGAACUUGUACUGUGAGUUGAAGGCGAAGUUGCUGGCAAAGCGGAAGGAGGAAGCACCCACGCAAGCGGCACCUGCUCAGGCGAAAUCGACUGUUUCGCGCGUGAAGCUGCCCGAAAUCAAGCUGCCGUCGUUUGGAGGAAACAUCACCGAGUGGAUAACUUUUCGGGAUUCCUUCAAGUCGCUGAUCCAUAACAGUGAAAACCUUUCAGAUUUCGAUAAGUUUACUUAUCUUCAGUCUUCACUGUUUGGAGAAGCACUUGCUGAGAUCAGCACAGUGCGCGUGUCGGAUACAAACUACCAGGUGGCGUGGGGCGUACUGGAGAAUCGCUACGGGAACAUGAAGCUGAUCCUGAAGAGCCAUCUCGACGCCAUCUUUGCUGUUGAGCCCGUACGAGACGAGUGCUUUGAAGCGUUGAACCAUCUGCUGAGCGUGGUGGACAAGAACCUGCAGAUGAUCAACAAGCUCGGGGUGAAGACUGAGGAUUGGUCCAUCCUGCUCGCUCACGUUGUCACUAGCAAGCUGGACGCCGCAACAUUGCGCCACUGGGAGGAACACAACAAGAAGUCCAAGGAGUUCGUGAAGUACGAGACGCUGCUGGAGUUUCUGCGGGAACAGUGCGGAGUGCUGCAGACGAUCGAUUCCAUGAAGAAAGCUACGAGGAACGAGCGUCGCCCGCCGAACCUGGUCACGUCGUGGAAAAGUGUACGCGAGGAUUCUGUUCGAUGUGCAAGCGGAAACAUCACACGCUUCUUCACGAGAACUUUGGCCAAAGGUCGAACGCUGCCGCUGCAGGCCCGAACGCGUCGCGACCUCAUUCAGGAACACACCAUCCACACACUACCCACAACAGAAGACACAAAGCCAAACCCGUCACACACCCACUCAAUCUACACAAACCCUACACAGACACCAGUCUCGCAAAGCUCACAACCACAAAGCUCACAGCUCGCCACAGGCCACACAGCAGCGUGCAACCUGUCGUCGUCCCUUGUUCCAAGUCGUACGGAGGAGGUUCGAGAAGUGUUGCUGUCCACGGCUGUUGUACGGAUUUGCGAUUCGCGAGGUCACACCCUGUUCGCUCGAGCACUUCUUGACAGUGGCUCCCAGCGAAACCUGAUGACCAAGGAGUUCGCGCGCAAGCUGAAAUGCAGGCCGCAGUCCGACUACCUGCGGGUGAAAGGAAUCGGCGUUGCAGAAUCCACUUCCACCUUUGCGGUGACCGCUACCGUUUGCGCUCGUUCUUCGAUGAUUUCGGAGUUCGCAGCAUCGAUGAGGUUCCAUGUUUUGGCGAAGGUCACGGCGAAUCUGCCGUUCAACAACAUCGAUGCCGAGCAGCUGAGCAUUCCAGAGGACGUGAAGCUGGCGGAUCCGCACUACUACCGUCCUGGACCUGUGGACAUGAUCAUUGGAGCAGAGCAUUACUAUGACCUGUUGUCCGAUGGCAAGAUGAAGCUUGGAGAAGCGAACCCGACGAUCCAGAACACCGAGCUCGGUUGGGUGGUGUCUGGCGUUGUCAACGGAGUAGCGGCGAAGCUACCACGAGUCGUAGCGAACAAGAACUCAGCAGAAGCAGAAGCGUUGGCGGAGAUUAACGAUUUGCUGGCCAAGUUCUGGGAGUUGGAGUCGUGCCAGACGCCGAGUACACAUUCGCUCGAGGAGAGCGCCUGCGAGGACCUGUUCAGGACGAACACCGUGCGCGACGAGACUGGUCGGUUCGUCGUCAGACUGCCGAAGAAGCAGACGAUCCUGCAGAGUCUAGGCGAGUCGAGGUCGAUCGCGAUGAAGCGGUUCUACGGGCUGGAAAGGCGGCUCACCGCUAAUCCAGAACUGAUGAAGCAGUAUUCUGACUUCAUUCACGAGUACCUGGAGAUGAGACACAUGGAGGAGGUGAAAGAAGACACGGAGGAGAAGCAAGUGUACUAUUUACCUCACCAUGCUGUGCUGAGACCAGACAGUACGACCACCAAACUGAGAGUAGUCUUCGACGCCUCAUGUGCUACUUCGUCUGGGGUCUCGCUGAACGAUGCUUUGAUGGUAGGACCGGUGGUCCAGGAUGAUUUGCUGACCAUCAUUCUUCGCUUUCGUUAG
Culex quinquefasciatus (southern house mosquito) is the source of this 2283-nucleotide messenger RNA. RefSeq lists its product as uncharacterized. The coding region runs from base 1 to 2283 and encodes 760 amino acids. The record is from RefSeq and is a predicted model, not a curated record. NCBI's taxonomy places the organism in Eukaryota, Metazoa, Arthropoda, Insecta, Diptera, Culicidae. The transcript has 3 exons.